Messenger RNA from Caenorhabditis sp. 36 PRJEB53466, 3363 nucleotides. The record is from the annotation of a GenBank genome assembly. Lineage: Eukaryota; Metazoa; Nematoda; Chromadorea; Rhabditida; Rhabditidae.
AUGUCUUCUGGCUCGCCAUCGCCCGAAAAAAAGGAUAUUCCGAUAGAUGACAGUCCAGAGGAAACGGUAUGCGCAGCUGUGUGACGCUUCACCGCUGGUCAAUUCGUACAAGCAAAUAUUUUGAUUUCGACUUCAAUUCCACUUUGAAUUUCAAUCUGCACAUUCAAUCCCCCUACAAAUCUCUUUUUGCCAUUUGUCACUUUUCUGGCAAUCUGCCAAAUGCCUCCAUCCAUCCAUCCGCCUACAAUCUCAUAUUCAAAAGCGUGCGUUCCCUGAUGAGAAGUCCGUUCUUAAUCGGUUAGACGAUGAGGGAGAGAUGGGCUUUUCUUAAUUGAAAACGGCGCGGAGAUCGGUGUGAGAAAGAGAAGAGUCUGAUGGAGUGGAUGAGGAGGGAAACAACAAGUUGUUGUUUGGUUUUCAUUAGUUACUCUCUGAUUUGCCUCCCAUACCGCCACUCCUCCCUCACCGCAGUAAGUCACUUUUCCUUUCAAUAUCUCCGCGCUUCCUGAUUUAUUGACAUUGCCCGCCGCAGAAAAUCAGUGAUUUUUGUUUGAAUUUGAGAAUUCACGGUGUUUUCCCAGUCGCCUCCCUCUUUCCGCGCCCUUCCUCAGACUUUCUUUCCGCGACAAGAAUUUGUGCUGUGCCCGUUGUUUUUUCCUUCUUCCCGUCUGGAUCUCUUCUGUUUUGAAUCGCCUUGAGUGUAUGUAUGUAGUUCAACAGCGUCUCACUCACAUUUUGAAUCAAGAAUGAAUAGAGUGGGCGAAAGAGUACAGUAAUCGAGGGAGGCGCAGAGAGUCCUGUCGCGCCAACAGACGCGACAGUAAUCAUCCCAGAAAUAAGUAUUCACAUCCACAUCCGUCAACCUUUAGUUCUAAUUCCUGACUAUGGCUUUGCGUUUGGUCUUUUUCGCACUUGCUGCCCAACCAAACUACCGGAACCUACUAAUCUAUCAUGACGAGGCAGAAGUGAUAUUUGCUAGAAAAUUGAAUAUCGCACACUUUCCUUCGAGUUUUUGUGUGUUUUCGUCGUGUUUGUUGGCUGUUUGAACUAUACUCACAGCCUGGGCGCUACAUUUUAUGGGCACUUACUCUGGAUUGUGCCUUCCCUCAUUUCUAGUUUUUCACGAGACAUCAGACACAAUUAGAACAGAAAAAUUAGGAAUCAAAACAGAAAAAUAGUAAUAAAAACCGAACUCUGUCUUCUCUAAUCCGUACAAACACGCCCUAAGAGCCUGCUUCUCGGAGGGCUACCGAGAAUCCCAUAGUAUUCAAUUUCACAUGGUGUGUGUCCAUUAUUCACUAUUUUUGUCUCGGCGUCACUCUUUACAUACAUUUUUAUCUUGUGUACAAUGUAGGAGCGUGUUGUUCUGUUCUCACCGCCCUUUCAUCCCCACCACCGACUCCGCGUUUUGAUCCCUUCUCUUCUCUCGCUCUCCGUUUGCAAAUCCAAGGACGUGUAAGGCUCAUUUACUGCGACACAUGAAUAGAUGACACACCUUCUGUGAAUUACACCGUUUGGCAGUGAAGAGACCCCACUUCACCACUUUUUUCCUUCCGCAUCUUUUUGCUUCUUGUUGCUUUGCCAAGUGUUACAUUCGUGUCAUGACAGUAAUUCAAGGCCGAGGAGAAUAAAAAAAAUCAGGAGCCGGAACCUGAACCAGAGUCAGAAAAGGUAAACGUUGAAGCUUCAGAAGAAAACGUCGAAGAACUAGUCGGUGAGAAUUUACAGCUUUUUUCUCUAUAAAAUGUUAUUUUUGCAGAGCCUCCACAGUUUACGAGAGAAAGUUCACCAGAGGAACAACCAGAAGCGGUCGAGAAAAUCGUUAUUCAAGAUUCGGUAGAAUUGACUGAGGCAGAGCCGCAGCCCGAGCCAAUCGAAGAGCCGAAGCCCGAACCUAAAGAAGCGGAGCCAGGCUCAAUCGAAGAAUCAAUCGCAGAAACAGAAGUUGUUCUGAAACCAGAAGAACUUCCGAAAGAAGCAGAAGAACUUCCGAAAAAACCAGAAGAAGCAGAAGCUCCAGUUGAUUCAGAAUCUUCUGCAUCAGUGGAGCCAGAAGUUAAAAAAGAGGCUGUCCCGAGUCCGGUCCCAGACACUCAGACUAUGGAAGAGAUCACUUCUUCCGAACUGAAUUGCCUGAAACUUGAUCAAAACGAGUCUAGAUUGAUGCAGAACAACGAGAACGAGACAGUUUCGCCUGCGGACAAGCAAAUCAGUCCAAGUCCUCGGACUCCAGCCCGAUCCGGAAUCCGUCCCCCCACAGCUCUUUUGCGACAGCCAAAACCAGUUUCAACGACUCCAUCACGUGAUGCUCGGUGAGUUUCCUUGCUGUGAGCCUUCUCUCAUUUUCCAUUCAUCUCAUUUUUUAUGUCUGCUCUUUCAGUCCUUCCACUACACCGACCGCCCGUACUCCUGCGCCGCGACCGAACUCAUCACUUCGCACAGAAUCGUAAGUAUUCUUCUUUAUAAAAGGAAAUAUAUCUCAAAACUCCAUAAUUGCUUCCUCUUGGGUCCGUCCAACGCUCUUCCCCCUCAAUUUUGUCACAUUCUUCCAAUACCCUUUCUUUGCUUCACACUUUCUAUAGAAAGCAUUUUCAAUUGUUCAGAAAGAUGUCCCGAGAGCGCUCGGAUGUUCAAAAAUCGACAUCCACUCGGAGCAUUGAUAACGUCGGGAAGUUCACUCCGAAAGUGAAUGCCAAGUUUGUGAACGUUAAAAGUAAAGUUGGAAGUAUUACGAAUCACAAGGCAGGCGGUGGAAACGUGGAAAUUUUCUCGGAGAAAAAGGUAAGAGACUGUGAAUCUUUUUUUAAAGGAAAACAAUUAAAUUCAGAAGUAUCAAGCGCAGUCAAAAGUGGGAUCUUUAAAAAACGCCAGUCAUGUGGCAGGCGGCGGAAACGUUCAAAUAGAAUCCAGGAAACUAGACUUUUCACACGCUUCGCCGAAAGUCGGCUCGAAAACAAGUUACACACCAGCCAAGUCUGACGUCAAGAUUGUGUCCGAAAAGCUAACAUGGGACGCAAAGUCGAAAGUUGGCUCGUUGGAUAAUGCAGCGCACAAACCUACGGGCGGAAAUGUUCAGGUGUGUGUUUUGUGUUUUUACGUAUUUCACCGCUUCGCACAAUGAGCUUUUGUUUUGACGUGGCAGUUUUCAGAUUCUGAGCCAAAAAUUGAGCUGGAGAGCGGAGAGCAAAGUGGGCUCCAAGGGCAAUAUGAGUCACAAGCCGGGCGGUGGAAAUGUUAAAGUUUGUAUCAAGCUCUUAGCGCAGGCUCACUCACCUGCUUGUUUAGAUUUUUGACGAGAAGAUUCGGUACGUAUCCAGCAACUCCAGUCGCAAUCCCUCCACACUCGACAUCAGCUCUCUAUGA